AUGGCACGAAUUGCUGAUUUAGCUCAUGUCGAUGAAGUAUCUGAUCUAAAUUCUGAAUUUGACAAUACAGAAAAAGAUGAAAAGAAACGAAAACGUGAUGAUCUUACUGAAAAAGUAACUUUUCAACAAACGAGUGGUCUUGCACGAAAAGAUGAUCGGAUUGCAAGUGCUAAUAAAGAACGAUUUCGUUCACAAUUUAUGGCAAUGAAUGCGUAUGAACGUCAUAAACGAUUAGUAAAUGAUUAUGUUCGUUAUUAUUCAAAAGAAAAAUCUUUUAAUGAGAUUUUUAAACGAGAUGCCUCAAAUGAUAAAACAGAUUUGGAUAUUGUUCGACGUGAACAUAGAUUUUUAUGGGAUGAAGAAGAAGAUGAACCUGAAGAAACAUGGGAAAAACGUCUAGCAAAAAAAUAUUAUGAUAAAUUAUUUAAAGAAUAUUGCAUUUGUGAUCUCAGCCAAUGGGAAGAAAAAAAAAUUGCUAUGCGAUGGCGUAUCGAUCGAGAAAUUGUCAGUGGAAAAGGUCAAUUUAUAUGUAGUGAAAAACGAUGUGAUGAAAAAGAAAAAUUACGAAGUUGGGAAGUUUUAUUCGGUUAUGUUGAACAUGGAAAAAAACGAGAUGCUUUAGUUAAAUUAAGAUUAUGUCCAUCAUGCACAAAAAAACUUCAUUUUGGUCAUAAAGUAAAAGAAGUUGUACCAAAACAACAAGAAGUCGAAAAUGAAAUCAGUGAAUCUUCAUCAUCUGUACAAAAAAAGAGUCGUCUCGAUGAUGAUGAUGAAAAUCCAUCAACAUUACCUGAUGAUGGACAAAUAUGGUCAAAACCAUUAGCAGAAACACGUGAAGCCACAAGGGAAGACGAAUUCGACGAAUAUUUACAAACAUUAUUUUUUUGA
Molecule: messenger RNA, 888 nt
Organism: Adineta steineri
Lineage: Eukaryota; Metazoa; Rotifera; Eurotatoria; Adinetida; Adinetidae
Source: the annotation of a GenBank genome assembly